AAUUUAGAGGCGCUAUUUCCCUUGUGUACUGGAUCUUCUUAUUGUAAAUCAAGAGUGUCGAUUCUAUGGCAGUAUUUAUGUCACUUUGCUUGAUUCUUUCCAUUUUAACAUCUUCUGUACCUCUAUCUGCAUCUUCUCAUACAGAACUAUGCAAUGAUGGUUUUAGCACUGACCUUAUUCACAGAGACUACUUAAUUUCUCCUCUGCACAACUCUUCAGUGACUUACUGGGACCUUAUUCACAAAGCCUUACAGCGCUCCAGGAAUCGUCCUGAUUAUUUCGCUUCCAGGUCAUUUGCUUCAAGGAUGUCCUCAACCUCAACUACACUGCUGAUGGCUUCCAGUGGAGAUUUUCUCUUGAAAAUAUCCAUUGGCACACCAUCUUUUGAGAUCAUGGGCAUUCUUGAUACUGGCAGUGUUUUUACAUGGGUGCAAUGUGCGCCAUGUGAUAAUUGUUACCGUCAAAACCAGCCUCUUUUCACUCCCAGGGAAUCAUCAACUUACAAAGUGCUGCCUGGAAAUUCAAAACUCUGCAAAUCCCUUGGAGGGAGGCCUUCUAUUUUAGGUGACAACACAUGCAGGUAUUCUUUGCAGUAUCUGGACAGAUCUUAUUCUCAUGGUGCCAUAUCUUCGGACACAUUCACCAUAAGUUCUACAUCAGGUACACCAAUAUCUCAACGUAAAUUCAUUUUUGGCUGUGGUUAUGAAAAUUUAGGCAACUUCAAUGAGGAGGCAUCUGGAGUAAUUGGCCUAGGGUCGGGACCAGGUUCUCUUGUCAACCAAAUGAAUUCUGUGAUUGGUGGGAAGUUUUCCUAUUGCUUACUCUCUCAGUCACACAUAAAAAAUUACAGGUCCAGCAAAAUUUAUUUUGGCAGCAACUCUGUAGUUUCUGGUGCCAGUGUCGUUUCCACCGGCCUACACAUUUUCAGAAACUCCUAUGCUCUGAGGUUUAAAGGAAUAAGCGUCGGGAAAAAGACUCUGGCUAUGACCCAUCUCUCCAAUUCCUCAUCAUCAUCCAAAAUCUUGGGUUUCUUCAACGAACGGAUCAUCAUCGACUCUGGAACCGUUCUAACACAUCUUCCCAAGAAACUUUAUCAACCCCUGGAAGAAGCAAUGAAGAAGGAAAUCAAGUUGGAACAAGCUCAUGCAAGAGACAUGCUUAGGCUGUGUUACAAGACUCCUGAUGGCCAAAUCAGAGGUCCUAUAGUUACAGUGCAUUUUGUUGGUGCAGAUGUUAAGUUGUACCCCACAAACACUUUCCUUAGAGUUUCUGAGGAUGUCCACUGCCUUGGUUUUGUGCCUCAUGAUGGUGUGGCCAUCUUUGGUAAUUUGGCACAGAGGAACUUCUUGGUAGGGUUUGAUCUCAGAAGAAAGACUCUGUCUUUCAAACAAACAGAUUGCAGCAAACAGUAGUUUGGACACUCUGAAACUUUUCUUAUAUGCACCGAGUGCGAUAAUACUAAAUAGUAUGAAUC
This is a messenger RNA of Sesamum indicum (sesame), 1474 nucleotides long. The record is from RefSeq and is a predicted model, not a curated record. Lineage: Eukaryota; Viridiplantae; Streptophyta; Magnoliopsida; Lamiales; Pedaliaceae.